Molecule: messenger RNA, 1407 nt
Organism: Procambarus clarkii (red swamp crayfish)
Lineage: Eukaryota; Metazoa; Arthropoda; Malacostraca; Decapoda; Cambaridae
Source: RefSeq, a predicted model, not a curated record
AUGGCUCUCCAGCGUCCUCCCCGGGGGUCACAAUAUGACCUCUCCAGCGUCCUCCCCGGGGGUCACAAUAUGGCCUCCCCAGCGUCCUCCCCGGGGGUCACAAUAUGGCCUCUCCAGCGUCCUCCCCGGGGGUCACAAUAUGGCCUCUCCAGCGUCCUCCCCGGGGGUCACAAUAUGGCCUCUCCAGCGUCCUCCCCGGGGGUCACAAUAUGGCCUCUCCAGCGUCCUCCCCGGGGUCACAAUAUGGCCUCUCCAGCGUCCUCCCCGGGGGUCACAAUAUGGCCUCUCCAGCGUCUUCCCCGGGGGUCACAAUAUGGCCUCUCCAGCGUCCUCCCCGGGGUCACAAUAUGGCCUCCCCAGCGUCCUCCCCGGGGGUCACAAUAUGGCCUCUCCAGCGUCCUCCCCGGGGGUCACAAUAUGGCCUCUCCAGCGUCCUCCCCGGGGGUCACAAUAUGGCCUCUCCAGCGUCCUCCCCGGGGGUCACAAUAUGGCCUCUCCAGCGUCCUCCCCGGGGGUCACAAUAUGGCCUCUCCAGCGUCUUCCCCGGGGGUCACAAUAUGGCCUCUCCAGCGUCCUCCCCGGGGGUCACAAUAUGGCCUCUCCAGCGUCCUCCCCGGGGGUCACAAUAUGGCCUCUCCAGCGUCCUCCCCGGGGGUCACAAUAUGGCCUCUCCAGCGUCCUCCCCGGGGGUCACAAUAUGGCCUCUCCAGCGUCUUCCCCGGGGGUCACAAUAUGGCCUCUCCAGCGUCCUCCCCGGGGGUCACAAUAUGGCCUCUCCAGCGUCCUCCCCGGGGUCACAAUAUGGCCUCUCCAGCGUCCUCCCCGGGGUCACAAUAUGGCCUCUCCAGCGUCCUCCCCGGGGGUCACAAUAUGGCCUCUCCAGCGUCCUCCCCGGGGUCACAAUAUGGCCUCUCCAGCGUCCUCCCCGGGGGUCACAAUAUGGCCUCUCCAGCGUCCUCCCCGGGGUCACAAUAUGGCCUCUCCAGCGUCCUCCCCGGGGUCACAAUAUGGCCUCUCCAGCGUCCUCCCCGGGGGUCACAAUAUGGCCUCUCCAGCGUCCUCCCCGGGGUCACAAUAUGGCCUCCAGCGUCCUCCCCGGGGGUCACAAUAUGGCGCGUCCUCCCCGGGGGUCACAAUAUGGCUCUCCAGCGUCCUCCCCGGGGGUCACAAUAUGGCUCUCCAGCGUCCUCCCCGGGGGUCACAAUAUGGCUCUCCAGCGUCCUCCCCGGGGGUCACAAUAUGGCUCUCCAGCGUCCUCCCCGGGGGUCACAAUAUGGCUCUCCAGCGUCCUCCCCGGGGUCACAAUAUGGCCUCUCCAGCGUCCUCCCCGGGGGUCACAAUAUGGCCUCUCCAGCGUCCUCCCCGGGGGUCACAAUAUGGCCUCUCCAGCGUCCUCCCCGGGGGUAA